Molecule: messenger RNA, 3351 nt
Organism: Psammomys obesus (fat sand rat)
Lineage: Eukaryota; Metazoa; Chordata; Mammalia; Rodentia; Muridae
Gene: Grk6
Product: G protein-coupled receptor kinase 6
Exons: 16
Coding region: 148-1830 (560 amino acids)
Biological process (GO): protein phosphorylation; signal transduction; regulation of signal transduction
Cellular component (GO): cytoplasm; plasma membrane
Molecular function (GO): G protein-coupled receptor kinase activity; ATP binding
Source: RefSeq, a predicted model, not a curated record
GGAGGCCCGGGAGGCCCGGGAGGCCGCGGCGCGGUCAGUCGAGCCGAGCCGAGCCGAGCCGAGCCGCGCCGGUCGCCAUCGGCCCGGGCUCUCGCGGGCGGUCCCGGCCGGCGGCGCGGCCUGGCGGGCCGGGCGGCGCUGCAGCCCAUGGAGCUCGAGAACAUCGUAGCGAACACGGUGCUACUCAAGGCCCGGGAAGGUGGCGGCGGGAAUCGCAAAGGCAAGAGCAAGAAAUGGCGCCAGAUGCUGCAGUUUCCCCAUAUCAGCCAGUGUGAGGAACUUCGGCUCAGCCUCGAGCGUGACUACCACAGUCUGUGUGAGCGGCAGCCCAUCGGGCGCCUGUUAUUCCGUGAGUUCUGCGCCACUCGGCCUGAGCUGACCCGAUGUACUGCCUUCCUGGAUGGGGUGGCCGAGUAUGAAGUGACCCCAGAUGAGAACCGGAAGGCAUGUGGGCGGCGGCUAAUGCAGAAUUUUCUGAGCCACACGGGUCCUGACCUCAUCCCUGAAGUCCCCCGGCAGCUGGUGAGUGACUGCGCCCAGCGGCUAGAGCAGGGACCCUGCAAAGACCUCUUCCAGGAGCUAACCCGGCUGACCCAUGAGUACCUAAGCAUGGCCCCUUUCGCCAACUACCUCGACAGCCUGUACUUCAACCGUUUCCUGCAGUGGAAGUGGCUGGAAAGGCAGCCGGUGACCAAAAACACCUUCAGGCAGUACCGAGUCCUGGGCAAGGGUGGCUUCGGUGAGGUAUGUGCCUGCCAGGUGCGGGCCACAGGCAAGAUGUAUGCGUGCAAGAAACUGGAAAAGAAACGCAUCAAGAAGCGGAAAGGGGAGGCCAUGGCGCUCAACGAGAAGCAGAUCCUGGAGAAAGUGAACAGUAGGUUUGUAGUGAGCUUGGCCUACGCCUACGAGACCAAGGAUGCCCUGUGCCUGGUGCUGACACUGAUGAACGGAGGAGACCUGAAGUUCCACAUCUACCACAUGGGUCAGGCUGGCUUUCCGGAAGCUCGUGCCGUCUUCUACACCGCCGAGAUCUGCUGUGGCCUGGAGGACUUGCACCAGGAGCGCAUUGUGUACAGGGACCUAAAGCCAGAGAACAUCCUGCUGGAUGACCAUGGCCACAUCCGCAUCUCUGACCUGGGACUGGCUGUACAUGUGCCUGAGGGCCAGACCAUCAAGGGUCGUGUGGGCACUGUGGGCUACAUGGCCCCCGAGGUGGUGAAGAAUGAACGGUACACGUUCAGCCCUGACUGGUGGGCACUGGGCUGCCUCCUCUACGAGAUGAUUGCAGGCCAGUCACCCUUCCAGCAGAGGAAGAAGAAGAUCAAGCGGGAAGAGGUGGAGCGGCUGGUGAGGGAGGUGCCCGAGGACUACACGGAGCGCUUCUCCCCACAGGCGCGCUCGCUCUGUUCGCAGCUCCUCAGCAAGGACCCUGCUGAGCGGUUGGGGUGUCGAGGAGGGGGUGCCCGUGAGGUAAAGGAGCACCCCCUUUUCAAGAAACUGAACUUCAAGCGGCUGGAAGCUGGCAUGCUGGAACCGCCUUUCAAGCCUGACCCCCAGGCUAUCUACUGCAAGGAUGUUCUGGACAUUGAACAGUUCUCUACAGUUAAAGGCGUGGAUCUGGAGCCCACGGACCAAGACUUCUACCAGAAGUUUGCCACGGGUAGUGUGUCUAUUCCCUGGCAGAAUGAGAUGGUGGAGACUGAGUGCUUCCAGGAACUAAAUGUCUUUGGGCUGGAUGGGUCCGUCCCCCCAGACCUGGACUGGAAGGGCCAGCCCCCGGCACCCCCCAAGAAGGGAUUGCUACAGAGGCUCUUCAGUCGCCAAAGGUGAGCAGUGUGGGCUCCUCAUGGUUGGCCUUGCUGCCUCACUGUGGGGAGCCCGGGCAGCCCUUCCAUGACAGAGCGAGAUGUAGGAGAAAGAAGUCUGGUGCCCACCUCACCCGCCCCCUCCCUGCUGCUUGCUCCCUGCACCCUGACCCCCUCAAGCUGCUAACCUUGCUUAGCAUCUGGCUCCUUGUGCCUGAGUCUGUCCAGGGGAUGGACAGAGGCCUUGCUUUGACAGACCCUGGGAGCUUCCUAGUCUUACCUCAAUCUGUUGCCAGAAAGCUGUACCCUGACAGCACCCAUGUGUGGCUGAGCUGCAGCUCUAAGCCUCUUGUGGGAACCCCACCAACCCUCUCUGGGCAUAACCCUGGCCUUGGUCGGCCUGUGGUGAUUAAUGGCACCUGCUGUGCCUCUCUCCCUCCAUGUUCUCCCUGUCCUCCAGGAUUGCUGUGGAACCUGCAGCGACAGUGAGGAAGAGCUCCCCACCCGCCUCUAGCCCCCAGGCGGAGGCGCCCUCCGGUGGUUGGCGGUAGCAGCUACUCUCAGUGACGUUUACAGUUUUGCACAGUGGUGUUCCCCAUUGUCCAUUCAAGUCGUGGCCUGGGGAACACAGCCGGAGCUGUCCCCAGUGUCCUCCGUCCCUCAGCCCCUGGCCCAACUGAGUUUGACAAGGCCUAGGCCAUCUUGGGACAAAGGUGCGUCCCUUCGGCUCUCCUGUGUGGAGCUCGGGGCUUUAUGUAUUUAUGUAUUUGUACGAAUGUAUAUAGCUAUCAGAGCGUUCUUAAUUCCACCCUGGACAUGGCACUCCAGGACAACUCGCCCUAGCUGGGAGAGCCAGGAGCUGGCAGAGGAGCCAGUGCCAAACGCGGUUUCUCAGGCCCAGUGCAGAUGAGCAGAGUAUGGGCCAGGUCAGACCGCUGGCCGCCGCCAACCUCCAAGUGAGAUUUGUGCCUGCUGUUAUGGACACAGGCCUCCACCUUCUGGUUGCCCAAUGCUUUCACUCUUCCUCAGCCUUUGUCAGAGCCGGAGAUGGGGCUUUGUGUCCUCUAGGCCCCAGGCAGCGGUGUAGCCACAGACUGAGCUGACCGGGCCCCACCGACCACUGCCCAGGCGGGUCGCCCUCUGCCUUCCAGCUCCCAGAGCACAGUAUCUGCUUCUGGGUCAUAUCCUCAAGACAUCUUUUUCAGAAACGCCCCAGCCCAGGCCCUCCAACAUUCCAGAAUCCCUCCUAAAAGUAGACAUGUGCCCAGCAAUAAUCCAUCUGACCCUGUGUGUGCCUAUUGGGGCAGGGUGAGUGUGUGUCUGUGUGAAGAGGGUAGGGUGCGGCUGUGCCUAAGCCCCAAACCCUAGCCCUGGCCUUUCCCAGACUGUGAUGGCUGUCCUGAUGCUAGAGUUAGGACAGCAUGGGACCAUAAGGCCCUGGCUUUUCCAUAUUUAAAGCCAAUAUAAGCUGCCAUGUGUCUGUGUGACCAAUGUGAGCUGCCACGUGUCUGUGCAAAUACAGUCUGAGCACAAGGCUGGCCAGCCA